AUGGAUCACAAGCGGCCGAUUGCUCUCAGCUACACCCCGCCUCAGCCUGCCGGAUCAACUGGCCCACCACCGGCCUAUACCCUCGAACGCUCGCCCUCGCUUUCAUCCUCAGAAUCAUCGAAGUCUUCAGUACCCACACAUCCGCAACCCCAGACCACACCCCUCCCUCCGCCACCGGUGACAGAGGCGACUUCCGUACCGACCACAAGCAAAGUCUACAUCUCUAGAAGACGCGAUGCGAUCUCCGAUACUUUCAUCUUGGACCCCGCCGCGCCAGAGAUAUUCUACCCCGACCGCGAACCGCGGCUACCCAAGGUCGCGAAGCGGGCGCUGAAGAAGAGAGCUACACCUACUGUUGCUCUCGCUUCCCGCCGCGAGAACAUCAUUGUUCGUCUGCUCAUACGGGGCUCCACACCUCUUUCAGGCCGCUCGAUUGAUGCCGAGUCGACGCUCAUAUGCGCUGACGCGCGGCGAGGGAACAUAUACCUCGACAUUGCGGAGAAGAGACCCGCUAUCCCACUCUCAGUCUACACCUCCUCCCGACGUGGCUCCACAACCGUUAUCCUUCCUUUGAACUUCAACGGUACCGUCGAGCUUACGACUAAACACGGCCGGACGGACAUCCUUCGCGGUCUCGCCGCUCGCGCACGUGUCGUACGUGAGCGAGGCGAGAAAGAGCUACACCUAGCUAUUGGCGACCCUGCUGGAAGGGACUUUGCGCGGUUGGACUCGCGCGAUGGUAUCAUCCGCCUCGGGUUGUCUGGGUUAGACGAUGCUUCGGCGUAA
Molecule: messenger RNA, 786 nt
Organism: Peniophora sp. CBMAI 1063
Lineage: Eukaryota; Fungi; Basidiomycota; Agaricomycetes; Russulales; Peniophoraceae
Source: the annotation of a GenBank genome assembly